GUCACGUGUGAGGGCGGCCAUUUCCGCGGAGCCAUUUCCGGACGGAGCGGGUGGGCGGCUCUUAAAGGGACAGUGCCCCGCCUGUGUGCAGCUGCUCCCCAUCGGCUGCUGCUGAGAGCCCCAGCUGGAAGCAGCUCUCCUGUCCAGCCCAGCAACACCCUGCAGUGGCAGUGGCCAUGUUCAGUGUGAGCAGGAAGUGAGCGCAGCGAUGGCAGGCGAGGAGCGGGACUACAACCUGACGGAGGAGCAGAAGGCUGUGAAGGCCAAGUACCCACCGCUCACCAAGAAGUACGAAUAUCUGGAUCACACAGCUGACGUGCAGCUGCACGCAUGGGGAGACACUUUGGAAGAAGCCUUUGAGCAGUGCGUCAUGGCCAUGUUUGGGUACAUGACUGAUACAGGGACUGUGGAGCCUCUGGACACUGUCGAAGUAGAAGCAGAAGGACAUGAUAUGUUGUCCCUUCUCUUCCACUUCUUGGAUGAGUGGCUGUAUAAAUUCAGUGCUAAUGAGUUCUUUAUACCCAGGGAGGUGAAAGUGCUUUCCAUCGACCGAAUGCGAUUCAAAAUAAGAUCAAUAGGGUGGGGAGAAGAAUUCUCUUUACCAAAACACCCCCAGGGCACAGAGGUCAAAGCCAUCACUUACUCAGCCAUGCAAAUCUGUGAAGAAGAGAAGCCAGAAGUCUUUGUCAUCAUUGAUAUUUAAAGCAAGUUUAACACAGUGGCUGGCAAAGUCCCUUCAGAACUUCGAGCCCUGGGAAGUGACUAAGGAAUUAGUUCAGAUCAUAAGGUGAAGGGGGUGCUGGGGAAUGUUAUCCUGUGCUUUGGUGUGAAGAUGGUGAUCCAGACCAACACCAGCCUGCCAGGACAGAGCUGGUUGGGUCUGGGGGGGGAUGUGAGAUGAGCUGUAGGGGAUGGAAGUCCUUCAGAUGCUGGUGGUUGGCUCUGAAGGCAAUGAAUGAAGUAAAUAGAGAAAUCAAUGAAGCUGCCAAAGUGCUGCCUUUGGUUGGGCAGCAGGGAAGUGUUCAUCUACAUCAUUUCAUGCAACAAUUUAAAAAUUUUGAGCCAACAUCCCCCUUCACAUAAUCAGAAGUUUCCGAAAUGCCUGCGGGGGGUCAGAACCAACAUGGGGCUGAUCCUCUUUAAAUUAUACUAUCUUUAAAUUAUACUGAUUAUUAAACAUAAUAUUAACCAUCACCCUUCUGAGAACGUCCCCAGGCCGCCAGGUGGGGCUGCUUUACUAUAAAUACGUUUCCAAAGGCUCCUGUGUCCUGUGGUAAACCUAUGGCUGCCUCACCUCUGCUUUGAUGUAAAGGUGCUUUAAAUCGGGUUUUAAAGGGAUAAAAUAUAAUCAUUGUGUUUUGUUUUUUAAUUAGAAAGUUUUAGUGUUGAAAUAAAGCGUUGACUGGUA
Coturnix japonica (Japanese quail) is the source of this 1408-nucleotide messenger RNA. RefSeq names its product tRNA splicing ligase complex subunit 1 (gene TSLIG1). Gene Ontology annotation, biological process: tRNA splicing, via endonucleolytic cleavage and ligation. Gene Ontology annotation, cellular component: tRNA-splicing ligase complex. Lineage: Eukaryota; Metazoa; Chordata; Aves; Galliformes; Phasianidae. The record is from RefSeq and is a predicted model, not a curated record.